Molecule: messenger RNA, 2865 nt
Organism: Linnemannia hyalina
Lineage: Eukaryota; Fungi; Mortierellomycota; Mortierellomycetes; Mortierellales; Mortierellaceae
Source: the annotation of a GenBank genome assembly
AUGGACGACGACACCUACUCUGAUAUGCACCGUCGCAGCUAUUCUGAGGUCGAAACCCUCUGCUCCGAACACUCUGAAAGCACAGAGUACGAGCCUUUCCCUCUCAAGGGACGCUUUUCUCGCCCCCAAUCGACUGAAUCCCUCUCACAAUACAAUUCCUCACUCAAACAACAACAGCUGGAGCAACAAGAGCAACAAUACAAGGACAUGGCCGAUUCUGCUGAUGACUGUGUAGCACAAAGGCCCGGUUCUCCUCGUUUGGAGAAUUUGACGCAUACCAGUCCCUUGAACAAUACCCUCACCUCUCCUCCCCCUACCGCCGACUUUGAGCAUAGCGACAACACCAACAAUAAUAACAACAAAACCAUGACCACAACCAUCACCGAAUCGAAUUCUUUGCAGAUGACAACAGAAAGUGAGUCGAUAUUGGAACCAGAACCAACAGAGCAACAUCAACAUCAACAGGACGACCGAUUUUCACCAACCUCAUCCACUCUAAGUCAGUCAACAACACCCAGCACCUUUGAAUUCAGUCAGGCAGAUCUUGAUGACCCACGGGCUAUAAUGUGUCGCCCGUUCACGGACGAGGACAAAAAGAUUAAGAUGUCGAGACUCUUCUCCAGGGCCGCUUCAAAUGGAGACUUGCAGAGGAUUGUGGACCUGCUCGACAACUUUAGGGAUUGGGUCGAUCUGGAGUACCACGAAGACGACGGCACGACGCCCUUGAUCUACGCUGCGUGCUUUGGACACACCGCCGUGACAUUCAUGCUCCUCGAUGCAGGCGCCUUAAUCGACGCAUGCGACCGAUCUGGCUGGACCGCACUCGUCUGGGCGACCAACAACAAGCACGAGCACAUGGUCCGCUUGCUACUGGAGCAUGGUGCCUCCACCAAGGCCACGACCACCAAGGGGCGAACGAUUGCAGAUUUUUUGAGACAUGAUCCCAACGACACUGCCAAGAUUGCACAGAUCUUUCAAGAGCCGACCGUCACUGCCACGAACAGGAACUCGACGACGGUCGACAGAAACAACGGUAGCGGCGAUGGGGGUCGGCGGACAGGUGGCGGCUAUGACCCCCUGGGGAUUGAGAGCUUCGAGGAGAGUAUGUCCGAAAGCGAGUGGCAGUACAGGCUGAAAAGAGACACAGCCGACGCGGAGGGCAGUGGCGAUACGAUGGGAAGCAAUUGCUCUUUACCCGAUCAGUACCAAGAUGAUGAUGACAGCGAGUUUGACUGGGAACGCUGCUUGGCUGACCAGAUGUUUGUCUUUUCAAGCAGCGACAUUGGCCACAUUAUCGACACGACAAUCACCACCAUGGACCCAACUCGCUCCGGGACCCACGAGCCCGUCCCUGCCUAUGUGAUCUUUCUUGCCGCGAGAUUCGCGCAUUACUUCAGCUCGCCCGAAUUGCUGGGCGAUUUACUAGAGGCGACGUUGCAUGCUAUUGAGACCGCUGCAAUGGGCAAGCCAGACGACAUGGCGCUGGGUGCAUACUGGAUCUCCAACACCACAGCCCUCCUGCACUUUCUCCGCAAGGAUCCUGGCAUCGACGCGGCAUCGGUCGACUAUCACUCACGAUUCGAAGCUCUCCUCAUCGAUAUGACACAGAUGGUGAUUCUGGAUGCCGAGCGACGGAUCGAAAAGGUGCUCGGACCAGCCAUGCUAGAUCACGAUACGAUUGUUGGUUUGGAUGAGGUCAAAUUCCAGUCCGACUGGGCUUUCUGGAGAGGAAUCGGGACCAGAAGCAGCAACAACAACUACAGCAACAGCAAACGGGUUAGUGCCCCACCGUCGACCCUUGCAGGAUUGUACCCACCACCUUGCUUCAAGCGGGCGUCGCUCCAGCUGGCCCGACCCUCGUCACCCCGACAGCGCAGUAUCUCGCCCAGGACUGUGACAACAAUGUUGUCCUCUCUGCUGUAUCUGAUGCAGACGUACGACGUUCACACGGACAUUGUGCACUACAUUUUGAUCCAGGUUAUGUACUACAUUGCAUGCGAGGUCUUUAAUAGGAUCAUGGACAACAGGACGUUCCUCACCCGCAGCAAAGCCCUGCAGACGCGUCUCAACCUGUCGAUUCUCGAGGACUGGCUCCGGAAUAAUCAACUGCCGUCGCGAUUGGCUGAACCCCUGAUGCCUCUAAUUCAGUUGCUGCAGCUGCUCCAGGUGUUGUCGUUGCAGAGCGAUUUGACAAUGUGGAUUGAGACGCGCAAGAAGCUUGAGCUGUUGAAUCCGGCGCAGGUCAAGCACGUCGUCAGCUCGUACCGGUACGAGGUGAAUGAGUGCAGGUUACCGACAGAGGUUACAAAGUACGUCUUACAGGUUGUCGUGGAUACCGAGAAAGUGAUUCGCAAGAAACGAUCGGAUGAGACCUUGUCUGGUCCCUCUAUCACGGCAUCGUCUGCGUCUGGAUCAGGAAAGUUGUCCAGACGGAACAGCAGCCAGGCUGGAAUGGAUUCUGGGGGCAGUUCCGACUCCAACAUGGACGAGGAUGGGUUUGGCGACUCGACCAGCUUGACCGGAACCAAAGUACAAUCUCAAGCUGGAGCUAGAGCUGGCGAGGCAAGUGGGUCGCGGACGGGGUUGGUGAUGAAUGAGGCAGAAAUUGAGCAGGCGUGGACGCAACGACAGAAGCCACGUCGGGUGCGGACGCCGGUGCAAACGGAGGAGCAGCGAAGAAAGGGAGGUAGCAAGGUGGUGGAGGAGGAAGAGGAGUACCAGACAUCGCAGACAAAGGACAGCAUGGUGUGGAUUCAUUUUACACUGCCGACGAAUCUGGCGGCGCGAGAGGGCACAGUCGACAGGGUAUAUGUGCCACAGAUCCCCGAUGACAUGAUGUCGCUGCUGGACAGCUACAGGCAUUAG